This is a messenger RNA of Kwoniella mangroviensis CBS 8507, 1989 nucleotides long. RefSeq lists its product as uncharacterized. NCBI's taxonomy places the organism in Eukaryota, Fungi, Basidiomycota, Tremellomycetes, Tremellales, Cryptococcaceae. Gene Ontology annotation, cellular component: fungal-type vacuole membrane; Mon1-Ccz1 complex. The transcript has 13 exons. The record is from RefSeq and is a predicted model, not a curated record. Gene Ontology annotation, biological process: protein targeting to vacuole; vesicle-mediated transport. The coding region runs from base 1 to 1989 and encodes 662 amino acids.
AUGUCACCUUCCUCUUCCUCCUCACCCUCACCUUCUUCCCCUCCCCGACUCGACAACUCCGUCUCGUCCCUGAUUUCCCCACCUUCCUUCCCACCUACACCAUCACGUACAACCUCCCAGCUCUCUCUCACUUCAACAGCCAAUGCCCACCUCUCGCCUCCCUCCACGACCGAAAUCAGUCCUCGGAGAAGAGCACAUUCCAAUCCAAACUUUCUGUCCGGAUCCGGAUCCAACCGAUCUGCGCCCUCUACACCGACCAAAAGCAAAUAUGUCAGCGGGAAUGGCCUGCUGAACGUACCUUAUGGAAGUCUAGCUUUACGAUCUAGGACUUCAAGUUCAGCAGCUACGCCUACUGUAGCUUCCUCUUCCAGAUCUUUGUUGGAGGGAUUACCUGGUUCAGGUUCCAGCUCUGGUUCAGGAUUAGGAGGGAAUAUAGACUUGAAGGAUAUUGAUGGGUUAUCAAUCAAUGCUACUGCUAGUGGAAAUGGGAGUGGCAACACGACACCCGCAAGUUCGAGGAAAGGUAAAGAAAAGGAGAAGGAGAAAGGGAAGCAAGUAGAUGGAGGUGUAGAAGGUGAGAUGAGCUUGUCAAUAGGGGAUGUAAGGAAAGGAUUGAGAGAGUUGGUAAGGAGGAACACGGUAACUGCUACGGAUCAAGGACACAAUUUCAAGGAGGAAAUUGAAAAGAAUGAGAUGAAAGAUACGAAAGAUGACCCUGAUCCCCAUGUGAUCGAUGAUCUCACAAAAGAUGGUAUAUCUCGAUAUUCGCCUAGAAAAUAUUACGUUUUGACGAAUGCUGGUAAACCUGUGUUUAGCUCCCAUGAUAACUCAUCUCAAGAUAAUAUAACGGAACUGAUGGCAAUCGCUUCGACACUUAUAUCGAUCUUUCAAGAAGACGAUGAUAAGAUACGGUGUAUAAUCAAAGGUCAGACACGUAUAGGAUUUCUGCUCAAACCGCCUUUAUACCUCUUCGCAGUCAGUGAUUGGGGUGAACCCGAACACGUUCUCCGCUCGCAUCUUGAAUACAUCCAUCUGCAUAUCUUAUCUGUAGUCUCCUCUACUCAGCUAUCGAGGGUUUUUCAGCGGAGAAGCAAUUUUGACCUGUCGCGAUUGUUAGAAGGCACCGAAACAUUCUUGAACAAACUUAUAGAUCGAUCACAAUUCGAUUUCAGCUAUCUCACUUCGACUUUACAACCGCUCAGGAUGAACCCUGCUACAAGGGAUAUGGCUGGUGCCGCCUUGAUGCCCCCAAGUAAAUUUAAUGAUUUGCUUUAUGUACUGCUCAUUGCGGAUGGACGGAUCGUCACACUUCUUAGACCUAGGAAACACGCUGUACAUCCUUCUGACCUCCAUUUACUGCUCAACACCCUUGCUUCUUCCUCGACGUUGCGGUCUUCCGAGACAUGGCUACCCAUCUGUUUCCCGAAAUUCAAUCCAGCUGGUUUCGUACAUGCAUAUGUCAGUUAUGUGACCGAGGAUGUGGGAUUGGUAUUUGUCAGUGCGGAUAGAGAAGCUUUCGAAGAUCUCAGAGGUUGGAAAAGUAUUGUCAUGGAAAAAUUGGAGAAUGACAAGACUUUGUCGAGAAUCACUGAAUCCAUCCCUCUCCACGCUUAUACCGUUUCUGCCAUUGGAUGUCCAGGUCUUCGUCACUUUAUAUACAAAUCUCGAACGUAUAUCCAAAUUACUCAGCCUGAAUGGGAAGCCCCGUAUACUGAAGAUAGCAUAGAUAGGAAACGAUUGAUCACGUUAUAUCAGAAGUUACACGAUAUCGUCCAUGGUCGAUCUGGACAAACCCAGACGUAUAAAUUGGUAUAUAUACGUACAGAGCAUGAAGCGUGUUUAGCUUGGUUAACGAAACCAUUCGAGUUGUAUCUGACUGUAUCACCUCAAUUGUCGAAAUUUGCUGUUGUAGCUGCUGCCAACACGGUUGCAAAGUGGGUUUUGGCCGAAGAAGGUCGAGUGUUUUUGAAGGAUGCACCGGUGUUCUAG